Messenger RNA from Paramecium tetraurelia, 546 nucleotides. RefSeq lists its product as uncharacterized. Lineage: Eukaryota; Ciliophora; Oligohymenophorea; Peniculida; Parameciidae. The transcript has 3 exons. The record is from RefSeq and is a predicted model, not a curated record.
AUGGAUAAAAAGAUAUUAGAAAACAUUGAAUAACAAUUAAAAAGACUGCUUGAACAACUUAAAGAUCUGGAGGAAUAUAAAAAUGAAUUGGAUCCUGAAGAAUAUAAACAAAUGAAAAAUGACACAUUAUAGGAGUUAGAGAUUUUCCAAACCAAAUUAUAAGAAAUAGAAUAGGGCGAUCUAACAUUGAAGAAUGCACUAUAACAAUAAUAAGAAGAAUUACGAGCAGCAAUCAAGAAUUCUUUUAACUCUGAAGAAAUCAAACAUCUCAUGUCAUCAUCAUAAGGCACUUCAAUAAGAGAAAAGAUAAAGAAAUUAGAUUAAGACUAUACACUUUAAAGAAUAAAUUAAGCUUAAUAUGUGAAAGAAACUCUGAAUUGCUUGAAUUAAUUGCAAGAUAUUGGAAUACCUUUUACUCAAUAAGAAAUUAAUUUUAUCAACUCUAACACAGGAAAAGAUAACUUUGUAAUUAAAUAAGAUAAUGUCUAAGGAAAAACAUUGCUUAAAUCAGCAGAAUAAUAAUUGGCUGCUAAUAACAUGAAAUGA